This is a messenger RNA of Exophiala aquamarina CBS 119918, 555 nucleotides long. RefSeq lists its product as uncharacterized. Gene Ontology annotation, molecular function: oxidoreductase activity, acting on NAD(P)H. The transcript has a single exon. The record is from RefSeq and is a predicted model, not a curated record. Lineage: Eukaryota; Fungi; Ascomycota; Eurotiomycetes; Chaetothyriales; Herpotrichiellaceae. The coding region runs from base 1 to 555 and encodes 184 amino acids.
AUGGAAGCCACGAAGUCAUUCGGUCAGAUCAUCUCAAAUGCUGGCGUUGCCGCCCAUGUCCAACAAGCCGACGGCUACAGGAACCUUGGCGUCAAGAACGCGCCAGAGAGAUUCACUUGCACACCGAACUUUAGGUACAAAGAUGGUGUCCGGGUGACAGUGACGUUGGCCCAUAGUAUCUUCAAAUCGCAUCAAUAUCCGCACGGCAAUGCGAAUGACUUUGAUUUUGUCUUUUCGCAGUACUUCGGACUGUUAUUGAAGGAAUGGAGGCUGAAGCCGCAUCCACACGAGGUGGUCCCGGGAGGCUUGAAAGGCAUCAAGGCGGCACAGGGGAAGUUGAUGAAAGGGAAGGCGAGUGCUGUCAAGUACGUCGUGAGGGUUGAGGAAACGGACCGGCUCUUGACUUCAGAAAUUCCUUUUCCUGUCACGAUCGGAACUUGCAAUAUGAAUGAAGUUGACUACGGAGUCCUAAUUAAGAAAGUGUGUGCCCAUGUAGGCAAUGAAAAGUCGUCUCCGACUGUUGAUCUAUGUCCUCUAUUGCACUGUCCAGAUUAA